Messenger RNA from Exaiptasia diaphana, 7637 nucleotides. RefSeq lists its product as uncharacterized. The record is from RefSeq and is a predicted model, not a curated record. Gene Ontology annotation, cellular component: membrane. Gene Ontology annotation, molecular function: calcium channel activity; calcium ion binding; protein binding. Bases 9 to 7160 code for a protein of 2383 amino acids. Gene Ontology annotation, biological process: detection of mechanical stimulus. The transcript has 18 exons. Lineage: Eukaryota; Metazoa; Cnidaria; Anthozoa; Actiniaria; Aiptasiidae.
GGUUGGAAAUGRAAGAUGUGUUUUCAAAUUCUGUUCAGAUGUUCAAUCAAUCAUCGACGGAAAUACUUGCUCUUUAYAACGCUUUAAACAACACGUUAAUUAACCUCAUCAAUGACAGCAAGAUAUGUGCCUUAAGUGGUUCACACUACUUUACAGAUAAAUUCGUCAGCCCGAAAAAUGGCACGGGUCCUAUCCUUGUACGGAUAAAACUCACGACAUCCUUCCCGCAUACAAACGUUGCGUAUAAUCUUCUUUUAAACCUUUCCAAGACUAAGCUGAAUUCAACUGGCUUGCAAGUUAGUCAAGGAUCAUCUGAAUACCGUGGUUGCCCUGCGCGAUAUAUUCAGCUUACUCGUUACUUUGGAGGCUCUUUGGAAAAUCCCACGAAAUACCAACGASGCCGUCAAAAUUAUCUUAAUUUUCGCAUAAAAUGUUACUGUAGUAUAGAACCACAAGUCAAGUAUGAGGUGAAAUUAGCUCGAAUUUCUAAGAUGGGAUACAUUUCGAAGUUUACUACUGWAGAUUAUGGUACUGCGUACAAUGUUUCAACAUUUUAUCACAAUURCGAAGUAAAGGCAUUGUCGCUUUCAGCGGGAAUUUACUACGUGACGGUAAAAGCUUGGUCUGCGAAUUUCAACACGUCGUGGGAUUUCAAACAUACGUUUAUCAACAUUUCAAGAAGUCCUUUAAAAGCCGAUAUUGUCGGYUCRGCGACGUGCGUUUACACACUUGGUUUGCCAUUUUAUGUAAACGCUUCAAAUUCAUACGAUGAAGAUUUGUAUCUUUCAGCUGAAGCAGCUUUUCCGUAUGAUGACGAUUUGAAUUACACUUGGACCUGCAAAAAAGUAGAGGAAACUAAAAUCAUUGACUUUAAGAGUCUUAACAACUUAACGGUAGUUAGUAACGAGAGCCCCAACAAUGGAUCAGGUGGCUGCUUUGGUACCGGCAUUGGUCGUUUACAACCAACUACCAGGAUAAUACAGUUUCAAAGUAGCGCUUUAACUGUUGGUAAAUACAUCAGAUUCCAAUUAUUUGUAACAAAAGACACACGACAUGCUGAAACAUAUGUAGAUUGCAAGGUCGUUGAUCCACCACCGAAGUUUACUGUAAGUUGCUUAUACAACUGCGCAAAGUUGACGAAAACAACUGCCCGACUUGCUCUUACACCUUCCUGUGACGACCCUUCUGGAUGUGGAGACAAAGCGACAUAUUCAUAUUUAUGGUUAUUGUUUGUCGACUCUGGAAAGAAAACUGAUUUUGGAAAAGGCUUCAAAGAAACAGUUUGGGACCGUGUUUAUUCUUACACUCGACUAACAGAAGAGACCAACCCCUUCUUAGUUCUUGGCGAGAACACCUUAGAACAAAAUCGACGAUACAGAAUCCAGUACACUGUAUUGAGUAAUGAAAAUGGGAAACGGGAGAUGAACUUUGACAUUAAAACUAAUACACUUCCGCAUUCAGGGACGUGCACACCUGACAAGACAGAGGUCGAGGCAGCCAUAGGAACAUUGAAUUUUGAAUGCAAAGGUUGGCGAGAUAACGAAAGUCCCUUCGUCAGCUACGAGGCAUGGACUCGAGCCUCAAAUAGCAGUGAUCAAAAACUUCUCUAUUUCGGGAACUCUAGUUUUUUCCAAUUAAGAUUACCAUUAGGAGAUGCAAGUAAUGGAUAUUCCUUAACACUUGAGUUGAAGAUCCGUGACGAUCUUCGUGAAAGUGCUGAUUUAGUAUUCAAUAUAACRGUGACGCCACCAAAAGUAGAAGAUAUCGGAACUGCUCUUUUGGACCUACUUAGCUCCCCGGGAGAUGAUGACCAAACGAAAUCCCAAAUUGGUCUUGCUUCGCUCAGUCUAAUCGGARAUAACGCAACUUCAUUGCGCUUUUCAACAGGCGAUAAAGCUGAGAUACGUGCCAAAAUACUGUCUUUGAUGGUGGACAUUCCGAUGAACGACACCAAAAAUAUCAACAUGGUGUCAGGAGUACUCAUAGAGUCAACUUCAAAGGUCGACGAAUUAACUGUUGAUGGACAAAUGCAGGCAAUAACAUCAGCUCUACAAAUGUCUGAGAGUCUUUCCAAAGACAAUAGCACUGACGAUCCAGGGGAUUUUGAUGAUACUGGGAAAACGCUACUUCAACUAACAGGGAAUGUCAUAACUGGAACUGCAUUCAAAAGUAAUAGCUCCAGCAGCGAAGAUAGCGAAGACGAUUCAAAGCUCAAAUCUGUAGCCCAAACAGCGGUCAAUACAACUUACUUAAUUACAAAAACACUUCUUGAUAAAAUUGUUGGGGGAGAGAAACCCAAGAAGCUGGAAACACCAUCACUUGGAAUAGAGAUUGCAAAAACAGAAGCUGAAAAAAUACCAGCGUCCUAUCAAGUCAAUGGAGGGGAAGUCAAAGUCUCUUCUUCGCUGAACUCACUUGUUUCGGAAGCUACCAAGUGCAAAAYACUUCCCUGUCAUACAUCUGAUAUGUUUGUAAGCUCGAUGGUUACAAUGUCAACUAACAAUCCCUUUAUCUGGGGUAACGGRACAAUUAAAGUGAACUCUCCUGUCAUCAGCUUAGAAUACUUAUCAAAUAGUGGAAAUCAAAUAUCUGUAAAAGGACUAGACGAUGAAUUUAAGCUUACAAUACCAGUUAAGGCAAAUCCGAAAGAAAAUAAAGAAUUCUUUAUCACACCAGACACUGAUUGCGUACAACACAGAAUAACAGUGAAUAAAAAAGACACAGCCUUUGACUUGAUAUUCAAGCUUUUUCAAGAKAAAUACAUGACUAUCUACAUUCGCUAUGGAAAACGAGCGACGAAACAAUACUAUGACUACAAAUAUCUUCAUCCUGACUUGUCAUCAUGUGAAAAACCUCCUGACCGUGACAAUUGUACGGGCGUAGAGGAUUUUAUGAAUUGUAUGGGCUUGGAGUUCAAUAGCACGGCCAAAAACUGCACAAAUGUUACUUUUCCUGAUGUCAGUUUCCUUUCAAACUCAAACAAGCCACGCAAUCUAUCUCUCUGUACCAGCUACCACAAAGUGGCUACCUGCCCUCCAUGUCCUCCUAUUCCCUACAAUCCCAUAAAUGCAAGUGCUGAUAAUAACACGUUUCAAGAAAACAUCAAAGGAAGACCGGAUUGUGGUCCAAACGCCACGAUGGCAGCUUGUCCUGAACUUCAGACAUUUCUAGACUGUCAAAAUCUUACUUUGGGGCGAUACAAAGAAUGCAAACCACUUCUAACAAAAAGAAAACUAAUUUACAACAAAUACUAUAAAUGUCACGAUAAUAUCUGGAGACGGUUUUUCGGUACUGACAUCUUUAACAUCUCUGGGACGUAUAACGUGGCACUGUGCUAUGACUCUCAACAGUUAUCGUCUCAGACAACAUCUAAACUAACAACAACAUCAAGCACGGAAACAAUGAAAGCUACAAAUAGCACACCAGUGACAACUAACACAACAAAAACAUCUAAYAGUACAACAUCUCUUAGAACCAAACCCGUUAUCACUAUAGCAGCAACAGCAACAUCACCUACUCCGGUUAAGACAACACCAAAUGCAGCAAACAAUCGUCGUAAGAGAUCAUUGUCCAGUACAGAAUUUGACUUUUUUGAUGAUGAUGAAAAUAUGAUUGAAAAUGCAAAAUAUGAUGAAUAUGAGAGUCAUUUGUCGAAACUGCAUCGUUCGCGAAGAGAAACAACAGGACGAAAAUGUGCUGUAGUGGAGGAAAAGCCACCACCAACUAUCCCUCCAAAGCCAACUGAAUUCCCUCCUUUARGACCUCAAGUGUUCAAUGCUUCUACAUCAGUUAAUUAUACCUUUGAAAGUAAUCUCUUUACAUGUCCUUAUUGGAAUGCAACAAAAGAGAUGUGGGACACCAAUGGCUGCAGGCCGCAUAGAAACUCUUCCAAUACAGAGCUCGUGUGUUUGUGCAACCAUCUGACGACAUUUGGAGCUGACAUGUUGGUGGCUCCUAAUUCUAUUGAUMUUGACGCGGUAAUUGCUGGAUUUUCACAAUUGGGCGAAACUGGAAAUUUUUCUGUCCUUUUUAUCAUUAUUGGUUUGCUUCUACUGUAUGGUGUGGCCGUGAUAUUUGCUCGAAGGGCUGAUAAAAAGAGCGAGGCUUUGGUUUCUAAAACAAGAAUCGGUGAAAUUACCGAAGUUGGUCAUAACUAUGAAGUAACCGUUUCCACUGGGGCUUUCCGUGGCUCAGGAACAACAGCUAAUGCCGCUAUGGUAAUGAGUGGGGAAAAAGGGUGUUCACAAGUUAUUCCUCUUGUAGACGAAAACGGAACAUCUAAAGAAAUUCUUUCACGUGGCAACGUGGUAAAUAUAAUAUUUAAUACUGUAGAAGACAUCGGGGACAUUAAUUUCAUUCGAAUCUGGCACAAUAAUAAAGGAAGCAACCCAUCUUGGUUUUUGAGGCAAGUGACCAUUUGUGAUAUUGCCAGUAACAAAAAAUGGYUCUUUCUUUGCAAUGGUUGGUUGGCUGUUGACAAAGAAGAUGGUAGAAUUGAUCGACGAUUAUAUCCCACUUCUGAACGUGACCAAACUGAGUUCAAAAGUUUAUUUUACUCGCAUACUGCUAAAAGUUUUAGUGACAAUCAUUUAUGGAUUUCUGUUGUUCUUCGUCCUCCCACCAGUACAUUUAAUAGAGUACAAAGGGUUACGUGUUGUUUGUCUUUGCUUUUUUCUGCAAUGCUGGCGAAUGCAAUGUUUUACCAGAAUGGUGCUGGUGAUUCUGAUUCGAUUCAAAUUGGACCAAUAAAGAUCAAUUUUAAGCAAAUCAUCAUCGGGAUUGAAAGUGGGCUCAUUAUAGCUCCAGUCAACCUUCUUAUUAUGACUCUAUUUCGGAAGGCASGACCUGAAAGCGAGAGCAAGAAUGGUCAAAAUAACGAAAGCUAUAAAAGUUGUAAAACAAAGGAGGAAUCAAAAGUGUGCGAGACGCUAAACGGUGAAAAAGCACAAAAAACAAGGAAUGAAGAAAAGAAACUUAAUCAACGGUCGAGAAAUUCAAGAUUGAAUGAAGCAGAUCAUGAAAAAAAUACAUACGCAGGAACUACAGAUACUAAAGAUAUAAGGGCGUCAUCUUCAGAUCUAGUUAGGAAGGAAAACGAAAGGAAAGGGGGCCUCCCACGCUGGUGUAUUUAUKUUGCCUAUAUUUUAUGUGUACUAACUACUCUUGCAUCAGCGACUGUUGUCUUAUUCUAUUCCAUGAUGUGGGGCACUGAGAAAUCAAAUGAAUGGAUGAUUUCAGUUGCACUGUCUUUAUUCCAGGACAUUCUUAUCAUUCAACCAUUGAAAGUAUUUGCAGUCGUAAUGAUAUUCUCACUUGUCUUCCGAAAACCACCCGAAGAAGAUAAAUUGACUACAUAUGAAAGCAAACCCUGUGAGAACUCGAAAGGAAUUCCAAGUGAUAUGUCUAUUAAAGAAUUGGGAAAUGACAUAGACUUUGCGCCUCUUGGUAAUGAAGAUAUUGAAGAGGCUCAGUCACUCCAGCUCAAAAAGARCGCCGCCCAUUUGACAAUCAAAGAAAUCGUGCUUCACUUGGGUUUCUUCCUAUUGUUGUCAACAAUUAUGUUCGGUUCACAGAGCUCUCAUCGCUAUGAGAUUCACAAACAUAUGGGCCAAGUUUUCAAAAAUAGUGAAAAGGUCAUCGAUGCCUAUAAGUUCUGGACUUGGUGUGAGAACAAGCUUCUUCCUGGUCUUUAUAAAACCCWUUGGUAUAACGGCAAAAAUUUCACUGAUGAAAGAGAAGGCUUUAUUUCAGAUAAACAUUCUGUCUUGAUAAGUAUGCCACGCCUUCGCCAAGGCCGAGUUAAGUCAGAGGAGUGUAUCUACACCAAAGAGUACAAAAAGCUACAAGAGAUGUUUCCCACGUGCUAUCCACAUUACUCCAUGWCYAAAGCAGAUGAAAGUCCACCWUCAACUUUGAAUAAUCCACAAGUCAACGUGGAACUGAACGACAGCGUGCUGAGCGGUGAAAUUGGAUUUGAACGAAUGUGUCUUCAGCCCUUUAUUGUUCAAUCAGCCAGUAAKCUYGGCACACUGCCAGUUGUAACAAGCGAUGCAACCUAUUCUGGYAGUGGAAUGGUAGCCGAUUUGGGCUAUGACUAUGCAACUGCAAGGGAAGUACUGAUUAAYUUGAAAGAAGACCGUUGGAUUUCCAGRCAGACAAGAGUAGUAUUCGUAGAAUUCGUUGUAUUUGAACCAGCAUCACUGCUUUAUGCUUUUGCUCGAUUUUCAUUCGAACAGAUGCCAACGGGAGCAAUGGUACCUUCUUAUCGGAUCGAGCCAUUUGCUCUUUAUGGMGUCGGACAGAGUUCUUUCAAGACAUUACUWUUGAUAAUAGAGAUAGUGUUGGUGAUUUCUAUUAUCGCACUUUUGUUUAGACUGAUCUUAAAACUGGCAAAAGAGAARAAGAUGUUUUUCAAAGAAAUAUGGAACAUCCAYCAGCUGGUCAUGCUUAUUCUCUCCUUGGUACUAAUCAUAUUAAUUUUUGCACGAGAAACGUAUGUUAGGAGCCUAAUCAAAUCCAUACAGGAGAAUCCUUAUUCAAGAAUGAGUUUUGACUAUGUUCAGUCUGGUACUGAUGUAGUAAACUCCAUUGCUGCUGUCGUAAUCUUCCUCGCUACCAYCAAACUUCUACAGUUAUUCAAUUUUAACAUGAAGAUUCAAACGUUUAUCCAUGUCAUUAAGAGAUGUAAGUCAUCCCUCCUUUCAUACGGAUUGAUUUUUUGUAUCAUUUUCCUGGCAUUYGCRCAAACCGGAAAUUUCAUCUUUGGCGAAAGUUUAAUGAUGUAUUCCACCAUCGUUCGAUCAUUUGUUAAUGUCUUCCAAAUGCCUUUGGGAAAAGGCUUAUUUUUCCACGACUUAAAGGACAUCGAUGGGGUAAUGGGGCCUAUUUUCAUAUUUUGCUAYUUCAUGACCACUACACUGCUCCUUGUUAACUUUUUUGUUGCAAUCCUCAAUGAUGGGUACGUUGAAGGRUGUGAAAUAAUGACGAGUGAAACAGAUGAAGACGCAAUCAUGGCUGAGUUCAUGUCAAAGUACAUCAAAUCGUCCUUGCGAGAUAUUUCAAGGGAUCUCAGAGUCAUACCGACGUCUAAAGAAGAAAGAUACAAACCAGAAGAUCCGGAAACUGUGAGAAAAAAAGAAGUUGACUAUUUCCUCUACUAAUAUGCUAGCUAGUAGCACUUGUAAAAAAACAGAGCACUUAACAAAAAAUAUAUUUGUGUUUGGACGAAGCCUAAACUUUGUGCUGGUUUACAGUAAAACAAGACUUCAGGAAAAUUUAUCUAUUUUUCAAUUACUUACUCCGUCAAAAAUCUUGAUCCUUGGGCAUAAACGUAGGCUUAGUCUAAAACCUGAAAAUACAUGUGUAGCUAGAAAUCCACGUUUAAUUUAAGGACGAGCGACAUUUGCAAAAACCUCAACCGUCGUGACUGUUUCAUAGUGGCUGGAAACCCAUACAAAUAAACAAGGAUAGGGAGGGUUGACACGUUAGCUAGUGCACACAUCCAUACAUCAUGUACCAGUGUUUUAUAACUUGUCACAUACAAGUUUCUUUUAGUUUCUUCCACAGAUAGUCCUCAUUUGACUAAGAGCGAACUUUUCGCACUCUGAAGAAAAUCUCAAUAAAAAUGUUUCUUUUUC